This is a messenger RNA of Marchantia polymorpha subsp. ruderalis, 1229 nucleotides long. The record is from the annotation of a GenBank genome assembly. NCBI's taxonomy places the organism in Eukaryota, Viridiplantae, Streptophyta, Marchantiopsida, Marchantiales, Marchantiaceae.
CUUGGACUUCUCCAGACAGUUCAGGACGCGUCCAUCAUUAGCAAAAUCUACGACGCAAAGCAGGAGAAAACCCGUGCGCAUUAUCUGCUCAAAGACACUCGUUCGUGGUUAUAAGAAGAGCCAGUGGAUGCUUUCUUCGUCAUUCGAAGCCUGACUCAUGCACCGAAUUGAGCGGCUAUAAUUUCUACCUGCACACUGAAAUUCAGAACUCAAAAGUUGAACCCUGGAUCACAGCCUUUGCUGAGAGCUUUUUAACUUCAGAAUCCGCAAAAUCUGUCCGUGCCCUGUUACAAUCUUUAUCUCAUGGCGAUCUCUCGUAGUGCGGGCCGAAACAUGCCAUCAUUCUUGUUCUCUGGCCAUGCAAGAGUUUGGAACGUGAGCCCGAAUGCUCUGUCUGAUACUGGCCGGCAGGCAGAGAAGAAGACGCAGGAAAGCGCAACAAGAGACGAAAAGAACGGUGUCAUCGAACUGAGGGUGCCAUUAUGUUGCGAGGACUGCGUCGAAAAGAUUCACAGAAAGAUGAAGGGUAUGGAUGGCGUCGACUGCGUGGAAUGCGAUCAAGAGAAACAGAAGGUCGUUGUAAGAGGUGACGCCAAACCUCAGGAAGUUUUGAGAAGGGUGAAGCAGGUUCUGAACCGGUCACAAUUUUGGACAGAAAGAAUCGUAUGAUUACGACUUUAUAUCACGAUGGACGACCACCGUUUCAGACUCAAGGGAACUCGGACUCAGACCAAUUUGAGAUGUCACAGUCAUGAUAUUCCUUGAGAAAUUUCGGCGCAGUAGUUUGACUGCGUCAUCUCAAAAUAGUCUGAGCCGGCUUGUCUUUCAAAUGGUGUUGUAAAGCUCUUUCGAAGUUGUGGACCUCCAGGUCCGCACCUUCGAUUAAUUAUGUACAGAAACUUCAAGCCUGCUACAGCCUCUAUCGAUAUGCACUUCAUCCGAAAAUCACACCAAGGCAGAAGUAGAUCGGAAAUCACUAGGUAGUAGAGAAUCUCGUAGGAGCGGAUUCCAGAAAAUAAAGCUCGAAUACUCAGAGGGCAUUUCGAAGAUCUUUCAGACGAAAUCCUCACUUGUAAUCCAAGAUCUGGAGAUUGAAAUUUGAGAAUUGGAAACCUUGAUAAAUGAAUUCCGUAAAAAUUAAACAGUGAAUCAUAAGAGAUUACCCAAUAGGAGUAGCAUAUUAUUGCAAAGGUUUUUCCAAAAAUGUUGGAAAAUAAAGAGCGCCUUCA